UAGAUUCCAUUCUGCAAUCCCUAAUUGGCCAUACGAUGAAGCAGGGGGUGAUGGAUGCAGAACUACCAUUUCUUCCUCAAGAAAUCAUCAGAAACGUUCUCAUACGACUUCCUGCAAAAUCUAUAAUUCGAUUUCGAUGUGUCUGCAAACAUUGGAAAAAUCUCUUCAAAAACCCAUCUUUCAUCGCAGACCACCUCCACCACUCCAGAAAUCGAAACCCUUAUCUUCUUUUCCAACGGAACGGUAGAGCCAAUCCUUUGAACUUAUAUCUGCUCGAUUGCGAGAUGAAAGUCUGUGAAUUUCCGAAUGCUCCAUUGAUUGGGUCCUUGUUGGGUGCUACCAUCAUCGGUUCCAGUAAUGGCUUACUCUGUGUUCAGAUCGAUAGGAAUGGUAUCUAUCCUCCUUCCCUUUUGCUGUGGAAUCCAGCGAUUAGAGAGGUCAGACAAGUGCCCAGAACUAUUAAUGAUUUUGUGGGUGAUUGCCGUUUAGGAUUUGGAUACAGUCCUGUUGUUGAUGAUUACAAAAUAGUGAGAUCCUAUGCAAACUUUGGUGGUGCGAUUGAUUGGGUUGAAGUGUUUUCAUUAAGCACAGGGUCAUGGAAGGACAUAGAUUUUGGAAACUUAGGGGGUGUAAAACUAUUUUCAGAAACUGUCACUGGGUCAUGGAAGGACUUUGAUUUUAGAAACAUUUUAGAGGGUGCAAAACCAUGGGAAACAGUCAAUGCUGAUGGAGCAAUGUUUUGGUAUGGGUCAAAGCUAGGUGUGGAGCAGGGUAGAAGAGUUGAUAUUGAUUUCAUAGUUUCAUUUGAUAUAGCAACUGAAGUGUUUACGUUAAUACCAUGGCCUGCUUUAAACUCUAAUUCAAGUGCCAAGCUUACUGUUUAUGAUAACAAACUUGCUGUGCUUUCUAACAAUAUGGUUGGAGACUUUGAAUAUGUGAUUGAUUUGUGGGUGAUGGAGGAGAGGAAUGGUGUAUCUGGGGAGAGAUGUAGUUGGGCUAAGAAAUAUAGUUGUAGCCAAUUUAUGUACAGUUUAAAUCCAGCAACCAUUUGGAGGAAUGAAAUUGUCUGCAAUGUUGAUAGGCCUGGAUUUAGUAGCUUUAUGGUUGGAUCUAGACUGAUUAGGGAAACUGAACCUGAAGCAGAGGAUUAUGAACCAAAAACUCAUCUAUCUCUGACCAAUCUAAAUACUAAAAAAUUCCGGAUCUUUUCUGUCCGCAGAUGUCGCCACGAUCAUCUCAUUUUCAAUUAUGUGGAAAGUCUUGUACCAGUUGGCAACUACCAUGUUGAAGAGCCUUGAUUAUUACAUUGCUGGUUUACUUUGUUUUAGUACUUUUGGUGGAAAUGAUUACAAUUUAGAUUGUUUUGUACCUGUUAGGAUUGAUGUCCUUUAUGGAGACUUUUAUCUAGAGUGAUAAAUGCAGAAAUUCAAUAUCAGAUGUUCCUUAAUUUA
Molecule: messenger RNA, 1451 nt
Organism: Prosopis cineraria
Lineage: Eukaryota; Viridiplantae; Streptophyta; Magnoliopsida; Fabales; Fabaceae
Product: putative F-box protein At3g16210
Exons: 1
Coding region: 36-1298 (420 amino acids)
Molecular function (GO): protein binding
Source: RefSeq, a predicted model, not a curated record